AAACGUUAGUUAUACCGGAAUGUUUUUGAGGUUGCGCAGAUUACCAGUGUAGUUUCAGGCAGCAUGAAGAAGGAGCAGGUUGUAAACUGUCAGUUUUCUGUUUGGUAUUCUUUAUUCAAGAAACACACUAUUAAGAGCUUGAUACUACCUAUACCUCAAAAUGUAAUCGAUUACUUAUUAGAUGACGGGACACUUGUGGUUUCUGGCAGUGAGAACAACAAUUUGCAAACACAGGCGAACAACAGUGACUCAGAUGAGGAGGACAUUCAGUGGACUGACGAUGAAACUACAACAACAGUUACGGCCCCAGAAUUCCCAGAGUUCAAUGUAAAGGUGCAGGAGGCAAUAAAUGUUCUGGGCGGAUGCGUCUUCCCAAAACUGAACUGGAGCGCCCCUCGGGACGCUAACUGGAUUGCCCUGAACAGUUCCUUGCAAUGUCAGAGUCUAAGCGACAUCUUCCUCCUCUUCAAAAGUUCAGAUUUCAUCACGCAUGACCUCACACACCCAUUCCUCCAUUGUAGUGAUGAUUCUCCAGACCCAACCAUAAACUAUGAGCUGGUUUUGAGAAAAUGGAGCGAGCUCAUUCCAGGAGGAGAAUUCCGUUGCUUUGUGAAAGAGAAUAAACUAAUUGCGAUCUGUCAGAGAGAUUACACACAACAUUACCAUCACAUCGCCAAACAAGAGGCCAGCAUCUCCUCAUCUAUACUGAAAUUCUUCAGAGACCACAUCCAAUACCAGUUCCCAGAUGAGGACUUUGUCCUGGAUGUUUACAGAGACAGCUCAGGGCGUGUGUGGUUGAUUGACUUCAACCCAUUUGGUGAUGUCACAGACUCUUUGCUUUUCACAUGGGAGGAGCUAACAUCUGGCAAAAAUCUCUCAGCCAAUCAGACGCAAGAGGACACAACACAGCAGGACGCACCUGCAUUUCGAUGCACCACCAGUGAGGUCACGGUGCAGCCCAGCCCAUGUCUGUCCUACAGAAUCCCACGGGACUUCCUGGACCUGACCACAGGGGGAGAUGCCUAUAAACUCAUUGAUUUUCUUAAGCUGAAGAGGGGGCAGCAGGAGGAGGAGGAGUCUGAUGCAGAAGGGGAGGGGCCUCAGUAGUAAACAGGAAGUGCUGGGUAUCAGUGCGGCUCUCCUGCAGUUUACUUCCAGCUCUGCUUGAAUAGACCUGUCUAUAUUUUUCAAGUCAAUUGGAAGAUUUUGAUUGGCUUCUUCAGGGUUAAAAUUAUAUUGAAGUAGGCCUACCAAACUUUGUAGGAAGUUCUCAUUACUGUAUAUAAUGAGAUGCUGACCUAGGAAGUCCCUGUCAAAUGCUUAA
Molecule: messenger RNA, 1324 nt
Organism: Rhinichthys klamathensis goyatoka
Lineage: Eukaryota; Metazoa; Chordata; Actinopteri; Cypriniformes; Leuciscidae
Gene: cdc123
Product: cell division cycle 123 homolog (S. cerevisiae)
Exons: 13
Coding region: 64-1107 (347 amino acids)
Cellular component (GO): cytoplasm
Source: RefSeq, a predicted model, not a curated record